AUGCCUGGUGGAAAGGGAAAGUCUAUCGGUGGAAAGGCAGGCUCCAAGGACUCUGCGGGGAAGGCCCAAAAGUCCCACAGCGCGAAGGCUGGUCUGCAGUUCCCAUGUGGUCGUGUCAAGCGUUUCCUUAAGAACAACACGCAAAACAAGAUGCGUGUUGGCGCCAAAGCCGCUGUCUACGUUACUGCUGUCCUUGAAUACCUGACCGCAGAAGUGCUGGAACUUGCUGGAAACGCUGCCAAGGAUCUCAAGGUUAAGCGUAUCACGCCGCGUCACCUACAGCUUGCCAUCCGUGGAGACGAAGAACUCGACACCCUGAUCCGUGCCACCAUCGCCUUUGGUGGUGUUCUGCCACGUAUCAACCGAGCGCUGCUGCUCAAGGUGGAACAGAAGAAGAAGAAGUCAGACGCAUAG
Messenger RNA from Aspergillus puulaauensis, 414 nucleotides. It is a transcript of the gene htz1, whose product is annotated as histone H2AZ. The record is from RefSeq and is a predicted model, not a curated record. Bases 1 to 414 code for a protein of 137 amino acids. Gene Ontology annotation, molecular function: DNA binding; protein heterodimerization activity; structural constituent of chromatin. Lineage: Eukaryota; Fungi; Ascomycota; Eurotiomycetes; Eurotiales; Aspergillaceae. The transcript has 3 exons. Gene Ontology annotation, cellular component: nucleosome.